Messenger RNA from Rhinichthys klamathensis goyatoka, 2335 nucleotides. It is a transcript of the gene ints10, whose product is annotated as integrator complex subunit 10. NCBI's taxonomy places the organism in Eukaryota, Metazoa, Chordata, Actinopteri, Cypriniformes, Leuciscidae. Gene Ontology annotation, biological process: snRNA processing. The record is from RefSeq and is a predicted model, not a curated record. The coding region runs from base 129 to 2309 and encodes 726 amino acids. Gene Ontology annotation, cellular component: integrator complex. The transcript is spliced from 18 exons.
ACCCGGUUCAACCCGGAAGUUAAACACUCGGCAGUCGUCCCGGUGUUUUCUUGUCUGUGCUUUAGUCUUUGAACAUCUGAGGGGUUUUAUCUUUACUUUACUUAUUUUUCCCCCCGUUAACGGGUCAAAUGUCCGCGCAGGGCGACUGUGAGUUCCUGGUGAAGCGCGCGCGCGAGCUCGUGCCACAGGACCCGUAUGCAGCGAAAGCCUGGCUGAUCACCGCGCGCACCCUCUACCCCACAGACUUCAACAUACAGUAUGAGAUGUACAGCAUCGAGCGCAACGCCGAGAGGACGGCCUCCGCCGGCAGGCUCCUGUACGACAUAUUCGUGAAUUUCCCUGAGCAGCCGGUGGUCUGGCGUGAGAUCGCAGUGAUCACUGCGGCGUUACGAAACGACAGCCAAGACAAACACGCACAGUUUCUCAAAGGUGUUUUUGAGACUCUUCCAGGUCCAGUUCAGUGUAAGAUGCUCUUGAAGGCCACAGAACAGUGUUUCAACACGCUGGAGAAAGCGGAGAUGCUGCUGCUGUUACUCAAGAGAUUCCCGGAGUCUGUCGUUCAGCAUGGAGUGAGCUUGGGAGAGUCCCUGUUAGAGGCGGAGACUGUCGAGGACCUGGACACGCCCGUCAACUGCUUCAGGAAGUUGUUUGUGUGUGACGUCCUGCCGCUGAUUCUGAAUAAUCCAGAAAUGUGUCUCCCCGUCAGUCUGCUGUAUAAGUACAUGCACAAAGCAGCCGAGUUUUAUAUUUGCUACGCCACAAAGGAGCCGUCGGCGGACGGACAGAUUCAGGGCUCACAGGAAGUGGGUGGUCUGAAGUCUCCGGGAAGGGGGCGGAGUCAGCGUGUUGUGAUUGACGGGCUGUCGGAGAAGUCGUCAGUGGUGACGGAGCCGUGGGAGCGCAUGCUGGAGAUGGUGCGUGUCGUCGGCUCGCUCUGUGAUUGGCAGGGAGAGAAAGGAAGCCGGUCGUACUCGGAGCUCCUGCAGCGUGUAACGGAGUUGUGUCGGUACAUGUCUGCUGCGGAUGGAGAAGGGUUCUCCCGCUGCUGUGGUCAGAUCGUGACCUGCUGCUCACUGGUGCUGUUUCACUGCGCGUUCCACUACGUCUCUGCCGUACAGCCGUCGCUCUUCCAGGGUUCUCUGAGCUCGAGUCCCUGGGUCCUGCUGGAGGAUCUGUCCAGUGUGUACACUGAUGUGGAAGUGGAGCGAAAGCACGCGCACAAGAAGCGCAAGCUGGCCGACGGACGAGAGAAAACCAUGAGCUCUGAUGAUGAGGACGUGUUGGCCAAAGGCAGAGGGCGGCACAUCGUGGUGAAUAACACAGAGAUGUCCAGUUGGGCCGAGACCUUGGAGCACUUCCGUACAGCCAGAGAGAGCUGGGAUCUUCUGCAUUCACACCAGAGCCUGGAGACAGAGUUCGCCAAGAUCUGCUCAGCGUGGAAAACUGAGAUGUGGUUGUGGUUUCGGAUUUUUCUCACAGAUAUGAUCAUUUAUCAGGGUCAGUACCGGAAGUCUCUGUCCAGUUUAGCUCUGAUGUCAUCACUGCAGAACCAGCAGAACCAGAACUCCUCAAACCUGGAGACGCACAGAGCGAUUAUACAGCAGGCCUCCUGUCACUACGCCCUGGGAGAGUACAGGAUGGCGUGUGAGAAGCUUCUAGAGGUGGUCGCUGGUCUGACACCCCAGAAUCAGGACGCAGUGAAGAGCAUCGAGGAGCAGCGCAAACCCCGGAGCAAAGCCAGGAAAGGUAAUGAUCUGAGGCUCGUCCCCUGCACCAGUAAAUCCAUCCUGCCCUUCUGUCUGCAGCUGAUGCUGGCGUGUUUCAAGCUGAGGGCUUUCACAGACAACAGAGAUGACCUCGCUCUUGGUCAUGUGAUCGUUCUCCUGCAACACGAUUGGCCACAGGGUGAGAAUCUCUUCCUGAAGGCGGUGGAUAAGAUCUGUCAGCAGGGCAGUUUCCAAUACGAGAACUUUUUCAACUAUGUCACCAAUAUUGACAUGUUAGAAGAGUUCGCUUACCUCCGUACAACAGAAGGUGGGCGUGUCCAGCUGGAGCUGCUGCCCAAUCAGGGGAUGCUUAUCAAGAACCCUAGCCCCGCCCUGGGGGCGGAGUUAAACACCCUGAUGCUUCCAGGGGCUCAGAAGGCUGACAGACAUCACACCGUAACUCGAGGAAUCACCAAAGGCGUGAAAGAGGAUUUCCGGCUGGCGAUGGAGCGUCAGGUGUCGCGGUGUGGAGAAAACCUGUUCACUGUGCUUCAUCGUUUCUGCAUUAAUGAAAAGAUCAUCCUCAUCCAGUCAUUACCCUGAGCGACUCGUGUGUAUCAGUUCUGCUU